Molecule: messenger RNA, 1689 nt
Organism: Rhinocladiella mackenziei CBS 650.93
Lineage: Eukaryota; Fungi; Ascomycota; Eurotiomycetes; Chaetothyriales; Herpotrichiellaceae
Exons: 2
Coding region: 1-1689 (562 amino acids)
Molecular function (GO): monooxygenase activity; oxidoreductase activity, acting on paired donors, with incorporation or reduction of molecular oxygen; iron ion binding
Source: RefSeq, a predicted model, not a curated record
AUGGCCAUCCUGAGCGCCUUGUUCUUGCUGCCUGGAGUCCCCAUCCUUUGUAUUGCUAUACUGCGAACAUACAAUCUGCUGAUUAACUACCUGGAAGCCCAAAAAUUUGGAAUCCCCAUCAAGGUGCUCCUGUUCAACCGUCAGGAUGACAUUUGGCUCUUCGUUUGGCGCCACUUCUAUCCGUUCUUCAAACUCCUCCCGUUCAACUUAGGCUCGUGGAUCGACUAUUCAUUCCAUGGGUGGAAUGUGGCUAUCCGAUUUAGGAACCAUGAAGACCUCGGCGAUGUUUUUGUCCUCGUCACGCCGAACCACAAUGAAAUCGUCACGACUGACCCCGUGGCGGGGUUCGAGCUGGAGUCGAAAUACAAAACCUGGUAUAAACCUCAACACCACUAUCAUAUUUUUGAUUUAUUCGGCAAGAAUCUCCUAACCGUCAAUGGGGAUGAAUGGCAAAGACAUCGAAAGAUUACAAGUCCGGCUUUCCGGGAAGUGAAUUAUAAACUAGUUUGGAACGAGGCUUUGAGACAAGCCAAACAGAUGUUUCAAAUUGCUAGGAGCCGCUCACAGGGCCAGAAUUAUAUGGAGGACAUUAAAAAUGAUUCCAUAAUCUUCGCUAUGCAUGUUCUCUCAGCAGUGGGGUUUGGGCAUGCAUAUGAUUUUGAUGGCGGGCUUCGACGAAUUCCACCUGGACAUGCUGUUAGCUUCUCCGAUGCCAUGUGGUUUAUAUUCACCAAGUUUCUAAGGAUCGUAAUGUUCCGCAACCUCUCACUCCCAGGAUGGCUGACACCUCGGUGGCUUGUCGAUAUACAAACACACCUGAAUGAGUUCAGGCAAUACAUGGAAGAGGCAAUUGACAAACAGCGACGAGCCGGGCCACCCCCCGUCGGCUCCGGAGCUGAUAUUAUCAGUGCUCUUAUCCGCGCCAAUGAACUGGUGAAGAACGAGGAGAAAUAUAUACUUACCCCUGCCGGGAAACGCUCGUAUCUUAACGACAAUGAGUUAUACGGAAAUAUGUUUAUUCUUAACCUCGUGGGGUUUGAACCACCUGCUAAUGCGGCAAUGCAUGUCCUUCCUUUCCUUACCUCCUACCGAGAGGUCCAGGAUUGGGCUGGUGAAGAGGUGGACAAAGUACUCGGCGAAUUAGAUAUUCUACAAUACGAAGAGGUUUUUCCUCGCUUAUAUGAAACCCUUCGAUUCUGGGGCCCUCUUGGUGACACCACCAGAAUAUGUCUGAACGAGCCGCAGAUUCUUCGUGUUAGAGAGCACGAGCUAGUUGUUCCCCCUGGGGUCUAUGUCAACUGGGACUUUGCCGGAUCGCAAACCGAUCCACGCUGGUGGGGACCGGACUCCAUGGAGUGGCGUCCCCAGCGAUGGAUCAAGGUCGACCCAGCAACGGGUCAUGAAAUUCUCGAGGCCCCUUCAGAAGCGGCCGAAAUGGCUUUCAACCCUUGGUCUGGGGGACCGAGAGUUUGUCCUGGUAAAAAAUUCAGUCAAGUCGAGAUUGUUGCCAUGGUUGCAACUCUGCUAAAAUCGUUCCGCCUCAAACCAAUGAUACUACCGGAGAGGGGGAUGCGGACUGAGCAGGAUGCACAACGCGAACUGUUAAGCGUCACCAAUGAUCUUGAGCUGCCGAGGAGGAUGAAAGGGGAGAGAAUGCGAGAUGCUGGGAUAGUGAUUCUUGACCGAUGA